Molecule: messenger RNA, 2573 nt
Organism: Lipotes vexillifer (Yangtze River dolphin)
Lineage: Eukaryota; Metazoa; Chordata; Mammalia; Artiodactyla; Lipotidae
Gene: ETV5
Product: ETS variant transcription factor 5
Exons: 13
Coding region: 199-1731 (510 amino acids)
Biological process (GO): cell differentiation; regulation of transcription by RNA polymerase II
Cellular component (GO): nucleus
Molecular function (GO): sequence-specific DNA binding; DNA-binding transcription factor activity, RNA polymerase II-specific
Source: RefSeq, a predicted model, not a curated record
CGGUUCAGCGUCCCCGUAGCGGUUCGGCCCAGCCAUUAGCCUAGGCGCCCAGGCCCGGUGCGCGCGUGCGUGAGCGCGCCUGCGCCCCGGGGCCGCUGCAAGGGGAGGAGAGCCGCUGCCUCAGGAGGACCCCUUUCCCCCCAGAAAUUACUCAAUGCUGAGACCUUCCAAAGUGACAUUAGAGACAUUGGAAGCACCAUGGAUGGUUUUUAUGAUCAACAAGUCCCUUUUAUGGUCCCAGGGAAAUCUCGGUCAGAGGAGAGUAGAGGGCGGCCUGUGAUUGACAGAAAGAGGAAGUUUUUGGACACAGAUCUGGCUCAUGAUUCUGAAGAGUUGUUUCAGGAUCUCAGUCAACUUCAAGAGGCUUGGUUAGCUGAAGCACAAGUUCCUGAUGACGAACAGUUUGUCCCAGAUUUUCAGUCUGAUAACUUGGUGCUUCAUGCCCCACCUCCAACCAAGAUCAAACGGGAGCUGCACAGCCCCUCCUCUGAGCUGUCGUCCUGUAGCCAUGAACAGGCUCUCGGUGCUAAUUAUGGAGAAAAGUGCCUCUACAACUAUUGUGCCUAUGAUAGGAAGCCUCCCUCUGGGUUCAAGCCAUUAACCCCUCCUACCACCCCCCUGUCACCUACCCAUCAGAAUUCCUUAUUUCCCCCACCUCAGGCAACUCUGCCCACCUCGGCACAUGCCCCUGCAGCUGGCCCAGUACCAGGUGUGGGCCCCACCCCCAGCCCUCAUUCACUUCCAGAACCUGGACCACAGCAGCAAACCUUUGCGGUCCCCCGGCCGCCACAUCAGCCCCUGCAGAUGCCAAAGAUGAUGCCUGAAAACCAGUAUCCAUCAGAACAGAGAUUUCAGAGACAACUGUCUGAACCCUGCCACCCCUUCCCUCCUCAGUCAGGAGUUCCUGGAGAUAAUCGCCCCAAUUACCACCGGCAAAUGUCAGAACCUAUCGUCCCUGCACCCCCCCCACCCCCUCAGGGAUUCAAACAAGAAUACCAUGACCCACUCUAUGAACAUGGGGUCCCAGGCAUGCCGGGCCCCCCAGCACAUGGAUUCCAGUCACCAAUGGGAAUCAAGCAGGAGCCCCGGGAUUACUGCGUUGAUUCAGAAGUGCCUAACUGCCAGUCGUCCUACAUGAGAGGGGGCUACUUCUCCAGCAGCCAUGAAGGUUUUUCAUAUGAGAAGGAUCCCCGGUUGUACUUCGACGACACCUGUGUUGUUCCUGAGAGACUGGAAGGCAAAGUCAAACAAGAGCCCACCAUGUAUCGGGAGGGGCCCCCUUACCAGAGGCGAGGUUCCCUUCAGCUGUGGCAGUUCCUGGUUACCCUUCUUGACGACCCAGCUAAUGCCCACUUCAUUGCCUGGACAGGCCGAGGCAUGGAGUUCAAGCUGAUAGAACCGGAGGAGGUCGCUCGGCGUUGGGGCAUUCAGAAGAACCGGCCAGCCAUGAACUACGACAAGCUCAGCCGAUCUCUACGCUAUUACUAUGAAAAGGGCAUCAUGCAGAAGGUGGCUGGGGAACGAUAUGUCUACAAGUUUGUCUGCGACCCCGAUGCCCUUUUCUCCAUGGCCUUCCCCGACAACCAACGUCCGUUCCUGAAAGCGGAGUCUGAAUGCCACCUCAGCGAGGAGGACACCGUGCCACUGACCCACUUUGAAGACAACCCUGCUUACCUCCUGGAUGUGGACCGCUGCAGCAGCCUCCCCUAUGCCGAAGGCUUUGCUUACUAAGUUUCCGAGCGGCUGAGCGGCCAAACCCCAGAGCUAGCAGUUCCCAUUCAGGCAAACGAGGGCAGUGGUUUUGUUUGUGUUUCUGGCUGUUCCCAAAGCUUGCCCUUUGAGUAUUAUCUGGAGAACCCAAGCUGUCUCUGGAUCGGCACCCUUAAAGACAGAUACCUUGGCGGGGGAGUGGGAACAGGGAGGGGCAGAAAACCACCAAAAGGCUGGUGCCUCAGCUCUGAACCUGACAAGGUUUCUGGGAAAGCAAUUGAAAUGGAGUCUCCUUCCCAUGGACAAUAUAUGCAAAGCAAUACCUUGUUCAGGUUAGUACCCACAAACCAGGACAGAGUGUGUGACAAUCUGCAUUGAUCAUGGACUACUAAAUGCCUUUACGAAGAAGGGCUCUGAUUUGCACAAUUUAUUGAAAAAGAUGUCACAAACCCAUAGAAGAGGAGGUAGGCAAAGUUGGGGAGGCUCAAACCAUGAAGGGUUACAAAUAUAUCUUAAAACUCAGAGAGCUCUUCCAGCUUAAUCUGAAAUGUUUCCUCUUGGUCUGGAAAGAAGGGGAAAAAGGACAAACAGCUGUUACCCACUCCAUGGUUCUCAAAUAAUAAACCAUUGCUACCCUUGGGAACCUUCUGGCCGUGUGGUCACCAAGUAGAGCAAGCCCCCUUUCUCUUCCCAGUCACAUGGCUGUGUGUGUGGAUGGCUUUAAUUUUAGGAGAAGGGUGAUUAACACUUUUGACAGUAUUUUGUUUUGCUUUGAUUCGGGGGAUUGUUUUGUUUUGGUGGUUGUUUUGGAAAAACAGUUUAUAAACUGAUUUUUGUAGUUUUGGUAUUUAAAGCAAAAAAAA